This is a messenger RNA of Ictidomys tridecemlineatus (thirteen-lined ground squirrel), 1097 nucleotides long. Its product is annotated as haloacid dehalogenase-like hydrolase domain-containing protein 2. Lineage: Eukaryota; Metazoa; Chordata; Mammalia; Rodentia; Sciuridae. Gene Ontology annotation, biological process: dephosphorylation. Gene Ontology annotation, cellular component: cytoplasm. Gene Ontology annotation, molecular function: phosphatase activity. The record is from RefSeq and is a predicted model, not a curated record.
GGACUUCCGGCGCGGCCGGCGCCCAGUGUCCGGUGUCCCUUGGGCCGCUGCUGGCGCGUGAGACGGGUUGCGGUGCCCUUCGUCUGUGCGGCUGGGUUGGCUCUUGACGACCGCACGCGGAGUGGGGGGAAUGAAUGAUGGCAGUUCGCCGUGCAUUAAAAGCUGUUUUGGUAGACCUCAAUGGCACACUUCACAUUGAAGAUGCAGCUGUGCCAGGCGCACAGGAAGCUCUUAAAAGGUUACGCAGUUCUUCUGUAAUUGUUAGGUUUGUGACCAAUACAACCAAAGAAAGCAAGCAAGAUCUUUUGGAAAGGUUGAAAAAACUGGAGUUUGAUAUUUCUGAAGAUGAAAUAUUCACGUCUCUGACUGCAGCCAGAAGUCUAGUAGAGCAGAAGCAAGUCAGGCCCAUGCUGCUGGUUGAUGAUCGGGCAUUACCUGAUUUCAAAGGAAUACAAACAAAUGAUCCUAAUGCUGUGGUCAUAGGACUGGCACCAGAACAUUUUCAUUAUCAAACUCUGAACCAAGCAUUCCGGUUACUCCUGGAUGGAGCGCCUCUGAUAGCGAUCCACAAAGCCAGGUAUUACAAGAGAAAAGAUGGCUUAGCCCUGGGGCCUGGACCCUUUGUGACUGCUUUAGAGUAUGCCACUGACACCAGCGCCAUAGUAGUGGGGAAACCAGAAAAGACGUUCUUUUUGGAAGCAUUGCGGGGCACUGGCUGUGAACCUGAAGAGGCUGUCAUGAUAGGAGAUGAUUGCAGGGAUGAUGUUGGCGGGGCUCAAAAUGCUGGCAUGCUGGGCAUUUUAGUAAAAACUGGGAAAUACCGAGCAGCAGAUGAAGAAAAAAUUAGUCCACCUCCCUACCUAACUUGUGAGAGUUUCUCUCAUGCCGUGGACCACAUUCUGCAGCAUCUCCUGUGAACCCUCCUGUGAAUGUGAAGCAACUUGACACACAGCUUUCAUUGUCUGGAAUGGAUCCCUUACCAACUUGGUGCAGCAUCAGUAGCCACGAACCAUUCAGAGCUGAUUAUGCUUUAACCCUCUUUUAUUGUGCAUUAAUUAGAAAGAAAGGUAUUGAAUUGCAUCCAGCUACUAAGCCUU